UGGCACAUCUCCCCGAACAGGUUUGCCACGUGGGCACCAAAACACCCGGAGGCAGCAGGACGAGGUGGGACGGUGUGGGAACAGCCACCGGGACGGGGGAAGGCGCUGGAGCCGGGUGAGGCGUCCCACAGCGGCUGUUCCAGCGCUCCUCACGGCGCCACCGAGCACUCCCAGCUCCCUGCCUGCCAGCCUGGGGACGGUGGCACUACAGACACCCACGGAGCACUGCUGCCACCGGGGCCGAGCAGCCUCUGCACGCCUCCACAGCGGCACGGAGACCGCAGAUACCCUCAUUUUCCGGCCUCCAUUCCAAAAAGCUCCAGGCUGCAUGUCCUAAACCAACACAAACCUCUAGGACGGACACCCAUGAGGGUGCCCGGACUGAGCGGCUGAGGGAAAUUGGAUGGCAGAGUGAGAACUGGCUGUUCAGAAGAGGUUGUGGCUGAGGAUUAAUAACAUGUCUAAAGAAAUGCAGGAACUACAGAAGCAAUGGCACUCCGUGGUGCAGACCAUCCACAGCAACGCAAAUGUUGUUGCCUUUAUGAAUUCUCGUGUUGGCCAAUAUUUAGAUGACCAUCCUUUUGUUGCCUUAUCACUCCUGAUGUUUAUUGCAGUGUCAGCUGUUCCUGUUGGAUUUUUCCUGGUUUUUGUUGUUACAACAGCUGUAAUGGCCUGUAUUGGUGUGAUAGUCAUGGAAGGAGUUGUCAUAGCCAUAGGGGGCAUAGCCCUCCUGUGUGUGCUGUGUGGCCUGGGAGCCCUGUCCCUGGGAGUUUCUGGAGUGCUGAGUGUUUCUUACGUUGCACUUUCAACUCUGGUCAACUACUGGUGUGCAUCAAGGGCUCAGAUGAGGAAGCAAGAUGCUAAUGGAAGUUUACCACAGAAGCAGCCUGGCUUGGAUCUUUCUGCCAAUACUGCAAAGAGUGAAUAAGUAGAUUUCUCCCCAUUUUAUAGGCACUUAGCUGUACAAUCCCAGCAUUUGCUAUGUAAUUGUUUACUCAUUAACCAUUCAAUCAUUGUGUACUCCUGGAAAGUGAGAAAAAUCAAUAUACAUCUUACACUGGCACUGUAAAAGGGAUCUUAAGAAUAAUCAAGAAGCAGCAGUGCAGUGGUAGGAGUAUGUGCAUGAUGGAGUGUUCCACAGAAUUUGGUAAAGGGAUGUAAUAAUAGUUGGUACUGUUAAGUCAAUGGCAAGAUGGACAGAGAGGGGAGGGAGAUAUUUGGUUUCUCAGAUACUGGAGUUCUGAAUGUACUCCUUUUAGUACAUAGCAGUGGUUACUUUGAUACAAAAGUAUCACAGUUCAGAACAGUAGAAACACAUUUUGAAUGUGGAAAAAUAUUUGUAAGCCUUAAACUUUGUUCAAAUAGAAUGAGUACACCAAUGCUUUAUGUUCAUUAUAAAGGGAAAAGUGGAUUUGUCAUAUGUCUGGUCUAAGCUUUUUUCCUCCCUUUAGAUGUUAUGUUAUUCCAAAGGGAUAUUUUACUUACUCUCAUUGCCUCAUCAUAUCAGGCGUAUGCUUAGGUAUGUUUAGGUAUUUAAAUUGCCAGGUUUGCUUCUCAGUUGUAACUUUGUGUAUGUUAUUUAAACUUUUUCAUUUUUGCAAAUAUUAUUAUAUUUUUAAGCAUAAAGUAUCUAACUAUUUUAGUUUAAUAAAGUGCUGUUUGUUUAACCAGA
Messenger RNA from Zonotrichia albicollis (white-throated sparrow), 1672 nucleotides. RefSeq names its product lipid droplet assembly factor 1 (gene LDAF1). Lineage: Eukaryota; Metazoa; Chordata; Aves; Passeriformes; Passerellidae. The record is from RefSeq and is a predicted model, not a curated record.